AUGAACUCCAGGUCCAACAGAGCCACUCUACCUACGAUCACGGAAUCUCACCUUGAAGCAACAGCCAUGCAAGUCAAUGGACCUAGUGGACCAUUUCGUCCAGACAUUCACAACAAGUCCCGCAAAGACAACAAGCCAACCUCUCCUCCAGCAGCACACUCCUCUCCAAUCACUACUACCCCUGCCAACACCACCAAGAAGAAGAAGAAAAAGAAGAAGAAGCAACAAUCCAAGGAACAACAACUAGCACCGCAACAGCCUGUCACCUCUCCACCCACCAUUCCUAGUACCCAACAAUCCAAACAAGACCAGUCCAUCAUUGCAAGAGCCUACCACCGAUACCAUGCCCACCGAGCCAACCUUAAUGUGUGCCUAGCGAGACGACAACACCUGGAAGCACUAGCCAAAGAAUACCAUAGACGAGACCACCUCGAGGAACAGCACCGGGCCCAAUCCAUCAUUGCCAGGAACUACAAGAAGUACAAAGCAGGCAAACAGGUGAUGCAAUUCAUGGUGGAUCAACAGAACCUGCUUGAACAACAGCAGCAACAACAGCAACAACAACCACUGCAACGACCUAAGUUUCCACCGUGGCAUGAGCUCCUCAAUCCACACACAGGCCGCAUAUACUACAGCAGAGCGUCCAAUGACCUCAUGUAUGGCUGGAGCGAGAUCUAUGAUCCAUACACUCGACAAAUAGUAUAUGACCAUGUUCAAGGCAUGACAACACUAUGA
Messenger RNA from Seminavis robusta, 735 nucleotides. Lineage: Eukaryota; Bacillariophyta; Bacillariophyceae; Naviculales; Naviculaceae. The record is from the annotation of a GenBank genome assembly.